Messenger RNA from Ilex paraguariensis (yerba mate), 2145 nucleotides. The record is from the annotation of a GenBank genome assembly. NCBI's taxonomy places the organism in Eukaryota, Viridiplantae, Streptophyta, Magnoliopsida, Aquifoliales, Aquifoliaceae.
AUGCUUGCUGUGUCACCUUUCGGGAACACCAGAGAUGAGAGAGAGGGCGAGAUGGAGAGUUUUUUCGAUCGGAGUAUUGAUUUCGAUGACUUUUUCGGCGACAUCGACAACGAAGAUGCGUUGCCAAACUUGGAUAUGGACCCAGAAAGUCUUGCUGAGUUGUCAGCUAGUGGAGGUGAGGAGUCGGAGAUGAACAUAUCAGUAUCAGUCGAAAGGGCUGAUGAUAAUUCAGUGAAAGAUGAGGAGGACAAAGUUUCGGGUUCGGGCUUUGGUUCAGGGUCAAGCUUGAACCAAGGAGAGGAAAUUGUAAGUAAGAGAGAUGAGCCUGUUGGAGUUCAUGGAUCUCCAAAGGAAGUUCAUAAAGGAAGAAAAUCAUCAACACAGUCUAAGAAUUCUCAAGGGAAGAGGAAGGUGAAGGUGGAUUGGACACCAGAGCUGCACAGGCGAUUUGUACAAGCAGUGGAGCAGCUGGGUGUGGAUAAGGCAGUCCCUUCAAGAAUUCUGGAGGUUAUGGGAAUAGAUUGUCUUACUCGCCAUAACAUUGCUAGCCAUCUUCAAAAAUACCGAUCACAUCGGAAACACUUGCUAGCUCGAGAAGCCGAGGCAGCAAGCUGGAGCCAGAGACGGCAACUGUAUGGUGGCGGCACCACCGGAGGAGGAGGAGGGGGAAACAAGAGAGAGAUGAGCCUUUGGGUAGCACCCACCAUGGGCUUCCCUCCAAUGGCACCAAUGCACCAUUUUAGACCGUUGCACGUGUGGGGCCAUCCAUCCGUCGACCAAUCGUUAGUGCACAUUUGGCCAAAACAAAUAGCCCCUUCACCUUCUCCUCCUCCACCGCAGCCACCUACAUGGCCACCAGCUCCACCUCUUCAUCCACCACCAGCAGACCCUUCUUUCUGGCACCCACCCCGCCAAAGGGUUCCUAUUGCUCCAACACCAGGGACACCUUGCUUCCCACCCACACUGGCACCAAUGAGAUUUCCGACUGGACCGGUCCCCAGCAUUCCACGACAUGCCAUGUACAAAGUCGACCCUGGCAUUGGUGUCCCGGCUGCUCCGACGGGACAAACAUGCUCCCGCCCGCCAUUCGACUUUCAUCCUUCGAAGGAGAGCAUAGAUGCAACUAUUGGAGAUGUUUUAUCAAAGCCAUGGCUGCCACUUCCCCUUGGACUAAAAUCUCCAUCUACUGAUAUUGUGGUGGACGAACUGCAACGUCAAGGCACCGCCAAGCAUGGUGGAGAUGGUUUGGGCAAGCUGUCUUUUGCCCAUGGUGGAGUUGAGUUGGGCAAGCUGCCCUUUGUUGGUGGAGGCGAUUUUGCCGAGGAUGACCAUGUAGAGGGGCGCGUAGCACACCUGGAUGGGGCGAACAAAGGGGGCAUGGCAUCUCAGCCAAGUGCCUCUACUAGGUGCUCACCAUUGGCGAGCGGGCAUCUGACUGGGGGCCUAGGCGAGCGAGGCAAAGGGUUAGGCGCCCGUGUUAGUGGGGUGAAAACGUUGCCCAUUGCAACAACCAAGGGCGCGAAUAAGGGAGCUGUCCUAGCAGUGAGCAGAUUGGGAGUGAGGGUUGGGUGUGCAGGAGCACGGACUAUUGGGCGCGUAUGGGGUAUUGGCCUGGGUGCCAAUUUAGGCACUGUUUUGGGCAGUUCAGACGAGCUCAGUGUCUGUGUAGGGGAGGGAGCAACAGGGUGCCUAGUCUUUGGUGCCAAUCUGAGUAGUUUUGGCGUGCAAGCUUAUGGGGAUGGGCGUGCAGAGGUUAGGUUAGGCGCCCCGAUGACCCCAAUUGGGCGAGCAAGCCAGGUGAGAGGCGAGCUGUCCGAGCGAGAGAAUCAAACCGUUGAGACUUCUCUACUGUUGGGUGAGACCCAGUUAGCCAUGGGUACUUUUGGUGGUGACAACUCUGGGAAUGUAGUGGAUGAUUCGACUCCUUCAGGCGGUACUCCUAAAAGUCAAAUUCCUUGUGGUCUCCUUGGUAGUGGCUCAGGCAAUUCCUCAUGCUCUGGCAACAAAAAGCACAAAAGCAAAGUAGCUCUUGACGAUGAUGGGUCCGAAAUAAGUACCCCUUCUAGUUUGCUCAACACUGAUGAUGAUUUUCUAAGGAUUGUUUCUGCAUCAAAUUUUCUCAACUGUGUUAUGCCGUCGAGCUAA